Molecule: messenger RNA, 2018 nt
Organism: Capsicum annuum
Lineage: Eukaryota; Viridiplantae; Streptophyta; Magnoliopsida; Solanales; Solanaceae
Exons: 5
Coding region: 89-1981 (630 amino acids)
Molecular function (GO): protein binding
Source: RefSeq, a predicted model, not a curated record
AUUCCUGUUUCAUCUGAAAGUAACAGACUCAUCAUACCUCAGUAACCAUAUUAAAUUAAUUUUUUUUUACUAACAAGUUAGUUAUAUAAUGGGAAGAAAUCGCACCAAUUCAACUAGUCAUCGUGAAUCUUUAGCUUACACAGCAGCAAAGCGUAUUAACGACCAAAAAUCAAUCGAAAUUUUACGCGAUUUUUGGAGAGAAGAAGGUGCAUCCCCGAUCGAUAAUCGAGAUGACACGAUUCUCCAUUUUAUCGCGAUUCAUGGUAACGCGAGCGCGUUAAAAUUACUUAUCGAGGAACGUCCCGUGAGUAAUCAAGAUUUGAGAAUUAAAAAUAACAAUGGAAAUACAGUUUUACAUGAAGCUGCUAGGUUUGGACGAUUAGAAAUUGUGAAGGUGUUGGUGAGUUUGGAUAGUGAAAUUGUUUUGGAAAGAAAUAAUAAGGGAGAGACACCAAUUUAUGUUGCUGCUGCUAAUGGAGAAAAAGAUGUGUUCAGUUUGUUGGCAGAUAAUAAUUUGUGUGAUGAAUUUACUAUGACAAGGGAUGAUGGAAGCACCAUACUUCAUGCGGCUGUAAGUCACGAGUGUUAUUACUUUGCAAUACAAUUGCUGAAAAUGUAUCCAGAAUUAGCCAGAAAACAUGAUGGAAAAGGUUGGACAGCAUUGAAUAUAUUGGCCUCAAAGAAUUUGUCUUUCAGAAGUGGAUCCAUCUAUACAGUUGAACAAUUGGGCAUUGCCCCUUUUCUUCCUGUGCAAGCCCUUGAGAUAUUUAUGUAUUUCUGCAUACCAGCAAUGUAUGAAGAGUCAAAACCUAAUAACAACUUGGAGGAUCCACAGACUACAACAGAUGUCCUCAUUAAAAGAAAAAGGUCUUCAUUUGUAAACUUCCUACUGGGUAAUGCAUGGUUGACAGUAAUUGAUGUUGAAAAGCAAACACAUAUUCUUGCAUUAACAUUAGCAAGAAGAUUGAUUGAGCAAGAAGAUUGGAGCUUUUAUGCCAAUUGUGUCGAAAAUCCUCUAAUACAAGCAAUAAAACUUGGUAUAAAUGAGUUAGUUGUGGAAAUUGUACAAAACUACCCUCAAACAAUAGAAACCAUAGAGGAUGAAGAUGGAAAAAAUAUACUACAUAUUGUAGUAGAGCAAAAAAAUAGGUUCCUAUUUGAUUACUUUAUGAAAAAUGUAUCACAUAUAGAUAGGCUGCUUGCUGAUACAAAUCAACAUGGAAAGACCAUAUUGCAUUUUGCAGCAAGUGUUGGAUCUCCAUUCAAAUUUUCUACAGAGGAACAGCCAAUUGAAAAAACAACAAGGGGUUUCAAAACACUGAUACUCAUGGCAUGGGGUGUACUAUGGUUUAAGCGCGUAAAACACUGUGUUCAUCCACGUUUAUGGACGAUGAAAGACGAUAAAGACAUGACAGCAAAAGAGUUAUUCGAUAGAAACCAUUCACAUAUAUCCAUUGAAGCAGAGAAAGCAAUCAAAGAGUUAGGAGGUCCAGCUCUCAUUCUAUCAACUCUUCUCUGCACAAUCAACUUUGCCGCGGUUUUCACAGUCCCAGGAGGCUUUGAUGAGAAAACUGGAAUACCUAUUCUUCUCUCGAAACACCAACAUUUUGAUCUAUGGAUGUUGAUGUUCUUCUUAGGUGCAGCUCUAUAUGAUUCAGUGUUCACAAUGGGAACUAUACUAUCAAUACUUCUCUCCAGGUUUGAUUCAGAUGAGUUUUAUAUCGCGUUACCACUGAAGUUCUGCAUUGUUCUUAUUUCUGUGUACUACGCCACGGCAUUCACAGUCUUGAGCUGUGUUCAAGCACUGAACGUUGAGAAUAUAUUCAUGAACAAAGAUGUAUGGUGGCUAAUUUUUCUUCUAUUUUGUCUUGGGUUGUAUAUGACUUUAAUAGUCCUGGACAUAUGUUAUUUUGUCUUUGAUUAUGUCUACCAUUUCCUUCAUUAUGCCAUUCUUUUUAAAAGGAAUAAACAUGUAAUGUGAAUUAUUACUAUUAUAUUUUACUAUGUUUUUCAUGAUA